This is a messenger RNA of Eremothecium gossypii ATCC 10895, 654 nucleotides long. RefSeq names its product 60S ribosomal protein uL1 (gene RPL1B). Gene Ontology annotation, molecular function: RNA binding; structural constituent of ribosome. The record is from RefSeq and is marked provisional. The transcript has a single exon. Gene Ontology annotation, cellular component: large ribosomal subunit. Bases 1 to 654 code for a protein of 217 amino acids. NCBI's taxonomy places the organism in Eukaryota, Fungi, Ascomycota, Saccharomycetes, Saccharomycetales, Saccharomycetaceae. Gene Ontology annotation, biological process: translation.
AUGUCUAAGAUCACCACCACCCACGUCAGGGACAACGUCAAGGAGCUUUUGAAGUACUCCAACGAGACCAAGAAGAGAAACUUCUUGGAGACCGUUGAGUUGCAGGUCGGUUUGAAGAACUAUGACCCUCAGAGAGACAAGCGUUUCUCCGGUACUUUGAAGUUGCCAGUCUGCCCAAGACCAAACAUGUCUGUUUGCAUCUUUGGUGACGCCUUCGACGUUGACCGUGCUAAGUCCUGCGGUGUCGACGCUAUGUCCGUGGACGACUUGAAGAAGCUCAACAAGAACAAGAAGCUAAUCAAGAAGUUGGCCAAGAAGUACAACGCCUUCAUUGCCUCCGAGGUCUUGAUCAAGCAGGUUCCUAGACUGUUGGGUCCUCAAUUGUCCAAGGCUGGUAAGUUCCCUACCCCAGUCUCCCACAACGACGACCUAUACAGCAAGGUUACCGACGUCAGAUCUACCAUCAAGUUCCAGUUGAAGAAGGUCUUGUGUCUAGCCGUUGCUGUUGGUAACGUCGAGAUGGACGAGGACACCUUGGUCAACCAGAUCUUGAUGUCUGUCAACUUCUUGGUCUCUUUGCUAAAGAAGAACUGGCAGAACGUUGGCUCCUUGGUCAUCAAGUCCACUAUGGGUCCAGCCUUCAGACUAUACUAA